AUGUAUUUCAAAAUCGCGACCGUACCAAGCAAGGGCAACCACGAAAAUGAGGAUUUUCAAGGCAUAGACUUCAGGCCUACAAAGAUCAAUAACUAUGACCGCAUCAAACUCGAUGGAACACGAAAAUUAAAAGUUUCAAAGCAAUAUUAUCUCAACGCUUCCUCAAGAAGAGGGUUUGUACUUUACAAAACUCUACAACUAUCAAGGCUUCUGGUCUUAUCAAGAUGUCCUACAUGCAUAAUAUCAGCUCAAGAAAAUUUCACAGCUCAACCUACUGAUAUUAUCAUUUCCAGCUUUCCAAAAUCUGGCACGACUUGGCUUAAAGCUUUAUGUUUUGCCAUUCUGAGAAGAAACCAUCUCAGAGAUGCCUCCACAAAUCGUUUACUCACCGAGCUACCACAUGACAUCGUACCCUUCAUUGAUUAUUCAACUGACAAUGGCGGUAUCAGAGUUCCUAACGACCUUCCACUUUGGGCUACACACAUUCCCUACUCUUCAUUGCCCAAGUCUAUUCUAGAAUCCAACUGUAAAAUUAUUUUUAUCGGCAGGAAUCCCAAGGAUGUCUUUGUUUCGCUUUGGCACUUUAUUUCUCGCGUCUCAGGUGCAGGCACUAGAAUCUUGCCAUUAGAGGAGGUAUUUCAGGGAUUUUGUAAAGGAGUCACUAUGUAUGGACCUUACUGGGAUCAUGUUUUAGGGUACUGGAAAGCAAGCCUGCAAUUUCCUGAUAGAAUACUAUUUAUUAAAUACGAAGAUCUACAGCUUGACACCUUAUCCUCUGUAAAGAGACUCGCAGAGUUCAUGGGUUGCCCUUUCACUAUGGAGGAAGAGAGACAAGGACUGGUGCAAGAAGUUGUGGACUUGUGUAGCUUUCAGCUUCUGAGCAAUUUGGAGGUGAACAAGAGCAAAGAAUACUUCUCUACAUGGCCGGCUAAAUUUGAACAUAAUGCGUUUUUUAGAAAAGGUAAGAUCGGUGAUUGGGAGAACUAUUUAACACCUGAAAUGGUUGCCCAGUUGGAUGAAAUAACAGAGAAGAAGUUCGGUGGUUCUGGAUUAAGCUUUGUCACCUCCAUAACAUCCCCCACUCCAUAAUAGAAUGCUCAAUUUGAUAUCAGAUACUAUUCUGUGUUUUAGAUUGUGUGGUUUUAUGUAUGUUCUUCGUUCGAAAUUAGUACUUGAUUCUCAGUCACUACCGACUGAUAUGAUUGAUAGUGUGUACUUAUUCUAGUUUGCAAUAUAAAAUUUAAGCUUUGAUCAUUA
This is a messenger RNA of Ricinus communis (castor bean), 1257 nucleotides long. Its product is annotated as flavonol sulfotransferase-like. Lineage: Eukaryota; Viridiplantae; Streptophyta; Magnoliopsida; Malpighiales; Euphorbiaceae. The transcript is spliced from 2 exons. The record is from RefSeq and is a predicted model, not a curated record. Gene Ontology annotation, biological process: sulfation. Gene Ontology annotation, molecular function: sulfotransferase activity. The coding region runs from base 1 to 1089 and encodes 362 amino acids. Gene Ontology annotation, cellular component: cytoplasm.